This is a messenger RNA of Pocillopora meandrina, 318 nucleotides long. The record is from the annotation of a GenBank genome assembly. Lineage: Eukaryota; Metazoa; Cnidaria; Anthozoa; Scleractinia; Pocilloporidae.
GAAGGCUCGCUUCUCUACUCUCCGAAACGUUCAUAUCUGGCAGUUGUUGCAAUUGAUUUUGGGACAACCUAUAGUGGAUUUGCAUUUUCAUUCAUCAAAGAUAAAGGAAAGGAUGCCAUCUUCAUGAACAAGGACUGGGCGAAUGAACAAGGUGGCCAAACGAGCAAAACGCCAACAUGCCUGCUACUUAAACCAGAUCUGUCGUUUGACUCGUUUGGUUAUGAAGCAAUAGAGAAGUAUUCCAGUCUUCAAAAUGAAAGCGAAGAGAAGGAGUAUCUAUUUUUCAAACAUUUCAAAAUGGCACUUCAUAGUAACGAG